Messenger RNA from Aspergillus neoniger CBS 115656, 4695 nucleotides. Its product is annotated as ABC transporter. Bases 1 to 4695 code for a protein of 1564 amino acids. The transcript is spliced from 3 exons. Gene Ontology annotation, molecular function: ABC-type transporter activity; ATP binding; ATP hydrolysis activity. Gene Ontology annotation, cellular component: membrane. NCBI's taxonomy places the organism in Eukaryota, Fungi, Ascomycota, Eurotiomycetes, Eurotiales, Aspergillaceae. Gene Ontology annotation, biological process: transmembrane transport. The record is from RefSeq and is a predicted model, not a curated record.
AUGGCAUCAAACCAGGGCAUGGCGUCUAUUGCUAUAGGCGCUCUAGGCAUUCUACUCAUUUCAAGCUGUACUGUUCCUGCACUACUCCGCAUAAUCCGGCGAUUCUUGCAUGUCAAAGAAAGGCCCCCAAUUCAACUGCCCGGAGGACAUGUUUUUGACAGACCUGGCUAUGAGGAUAAGGACGGGGAGGCCAGUGAUGAGGCGUUGAAAGGCUUUUCGGAUCUUUGGCAGAGACUAGGGAUAGCCAUUCUAUCAUUCACUGGGCUUGGGAUAUCGCUGGCACAAGCCAUCCUGUCCAUAACAAAGGGCCAACAUGUCUUGAUUGUUCCCUUUUGCCUGCAGAUGGGGAGCUGGGGAGUUCUAUCCGUACAAACAAUUGGCUUCUUCAUUGAGCCGGCACCUACCAAGCGGUACAUGCUUGGAGUAUAUGGAUUCGGGGCUAGCAUACUCGCCGCCAUAACCCCCUGCUUAGAGAUUGGCUUGGUCUGGAAUACUGGGUAUCGCCUAGAUGCCGUGUCGGUGGGAUUAGCAAUAAGUCAAUUCGGAAUAUCCUUAUUUCGGGCUACACUCUGUCUUCUACUUCCCCGCCGCCCGAACGUGUACCAUGAUGGCCAGAUUGUCGACCGAGAGCGAACUGUGAGUGCUAUGGAACGGUUCACAUUCAGCUGGGUCAACGAUCUCUUGGACCAUGCGGUCGCCAAUGAAGGUCUGGAGAUCGAUGAUCUCCCCAAGAUGCCGUUUGAUACACGCUCGGAGACUCUUCAUGCACAUCUUGAUCGUACGCGUGGUUCACGGGCACUCUGGCGGGCCCUCGUGGUGGCACACCAAAAGUCACUCAUCCUCCAGUCAUCACUUAGCAUGAUUAUCUGUGUGUUAAGUUUCGGCCCACAAGCAGCGAUGUACGGAAUAUUGAAAUCGCUCGAGAACCGCCAUUCCAACCCUGACGAGAGCCCAAAGGACGUUAAUGAGGCAUGGGCCUGGGUGUUUGGGCUGGGAACCGUACUCAUCAUCUCAUCCAGCAUCGAAUCGUGGCUUUGGUGGAUCAUAUAUGCAAAGCUUUGGAUCCCGAUUUACGAAGGACUUUCAGCACUCGUGUUCGCUAAGUCAAUGAGGUGUAAGGAUGUCAAGCAGCUUGUAUCGUUAGAGGAAAAGGAAGGGGAUGACCACGAUGCAGACGAGCCGCAACAGGAUGUCGUCAGCCAAAGCCCUAUCAAUCUUGCUUCAGUGGACUCCAAACGCAUUGCAGAUUUCGUCAUGUUCAACUACUUGAUUCCCUCAUCUGUCAUCCGACUGCUUAUAGGAGGUGUCUUCUUAGUCAAUCUCAUAGGAUGGCCGAGUUUGUUGGCCGGUGUCGCAACUGCUCUUCUUGUGGCCCCUAUGAACGCCUAUUUGACGAAGAACUACUCCACGGCACAAGAAGAAUACAUGAAGGCAAGCGAUAAACGAAUGGGAGCUGUAGGAGAGGUUCUUCAUGGGAUCCGCCAAAUCAAAUUUGCAGCAUUGGAGCAGCAAUGGCAGGAUCGCAUUAGCGAAAAGCGCCGCGUUGAAUUAGGGCUCCUCUGGCAAACCUCACUGUAUACUAUUGGCAUGGUGUCGGUGUGGAUUAUGGGACCUCUAAUGCUGUCUGCCGUCUCAUUGACAGUAUAUACUCUAACUCGUGGCGAGCUUUCCGCUUCCGUUGCGUUUACGACUCUUUCCAUAUUCGGCUCCUUAGAAUCAGCCAUGGCAAGCUUGCCUGAUUUACUUUCGAAGGGAAUGGAGGCCAAGAUUAGCGCGGAUCGCAUCGAACAAUAUCUGGACUCGUCUGAAAAGUCCCCCCAUACCUCUGCUGUCGACAAGAUUUCCUUUCACAAUGCGACCAUCGCCUGGCCUGGCGAAGAAGGGGCAGAGUUCGACCAGCGCUUUCUGCUCCGAGACCUCACCUUGCAAUUCCCUCCCAAGGGUCUCAGUGUAAUAUCCGGAAAGACUGGCUCUGGGAAAAGCUUACUUUUAGCCUCGAUCUUAGGGGAGUGUGAUGUCUUAUCUGGGACCGUGGCAGUACCCCAUGCUCCCUCCAUAAGCAGGAGAUAUGAUCAGCGAGCCACUCGCCACAACUGGAUUAUUGACUCGGCCAUCGCAUAUGUUGCUCAGAACCCGUGGUUGGAGAACGCCACCAUCAAGGACAAUAUCCUUUUUGGUCUUCCGUACGAUCGCUAUCGUUACCGCAAAGUCAUUCACGCCACAGGGUUGAAAAAAGACAUCGCAAUGUUUCCAGAUGCCGAUCGGACGGAUAUUGGUGCAAACGGAAUCAAUUUGAGUGGUGGUCAGCGCUGGCGCAUUUCAUUUGCGCGUGCUCUGUAUUCCCGUGCCGGAAUUCUAGUUAUGGAUGAUAUAUUCAGUGCGCUUGACGCUGAGACUGGGCGCCACGUGUAUGAGCAUGCCCUUAUCGGCAAGCUAGGCCAUGGCAGGACCAGGAUCCUGGUCACGCAUCAUCUUGGCUUGUGUCUGUCUCGGACUAACUACUGUGUUAUCCUAUCGGACGGACUUACGAUUCAUGCUGGGACAGUAGAUGAACUGGCAGCCACUCAGAAUCUGAUAGACUUGUUGGGCGAAUCUGCCAAGUCAUCAAAUGGUCGCAAUGCUGAUGUGGUAGACGACGAACCUGUGACACCGAUAACACCGAUGAAGCGCGUAUCUACCGAGUCAGGCUUCUCAGUAGCAACAAGUGUCGCCGAGCCUCCAAGGAAGUUCACGGAAGACGAGAGGCGCGAGAAAGGAGCCGUGUCCCUGCAAGUGUACACAACAUAUAUGACCAAGGGGAAAUGCCUACGCUGGUGGAUGAUAACGUUUUUGGCUUAUGUCGCAUUUAUGGCGCUUUUAGUCGGAAGAUCUUGGUGGAUAAGUGUUUGGACAGACUCGUCCACAUCCUCAUCCCAACCGACCCAUCCGAACGGUGCCAUCCAAUCUCAAACAAUGGAUGUCAACAGACGUUUUGUCGACAAGGACUCCAUGUUCUAUCUCAGCAUAUAUGUAUGCUUUUCGGUAGCCGCAUGUAUCAUUGGAACUCUGAGGACUUUGGCCCUUGCCCUUGCGUCUCUGGAGUCUUCCCAGCGACUCUUUGAUGACCUAUUGGCAGCUGUAUUGCGCUCACCGCUGCGGUGGCUAGAUACGGUGCCCCUCGGCCGGAUCCUCAAUCGAUUCACAUCUGACAUGUACAUUCUUGACUGGAGGCUCGGUUAUGACAUUGGACACUUCGUGUUCAAAGCUCUGGAGCUGACUAGUAUACUAGCAGCAGGAGUGUUGGUAUCCCCGAUACUGCUGGUGCUCGCCUGUAUCCUCCUGGUCCUGUGCUUUAGACUCUCCAAGAUUUACCUCACAGGAAUGCGUCAGAUUAAACGACUCGAAAGUACCGCUAAAAGUCCUGUCCUGGAACGAUUUGGGUCCAGUCUCUCCGGUCUGACCACGAUUCGAGCUUUCAACAAAGCAGAGAUCUAUAUGAAAGAUAUGUACGAUCGCAUCGAUCGUCACGCUCAGGCGGCGUGGUACCUCUGGCUUUUAGACCGAUGGCUAUCAUUUCGGAUGAGUAUUGCGGGAGCCGUGCUGGCCGGGAUGACAGCAGCUCUGGUAGUGUACGUUCCCAGCAUCACUCCGGCACUGGCAGGUUUCGCUAUGACAUUUGCGCUACAAUACAAUUAUGCCGUGUCGAUGGGCCUGCGCUUCUAUGCAAAUGUGGAAACAGACAUGAACGCUACUGAGCGGGUGUUGGAGUAUUGCAACAUUGACCUCGAGGAGCAAGGGGGGCAUAACCCGCCAGCGGCAUGGCCCACGCGUGGAAAGGUGGAAGUUGAGAAUCUGGUUGUGGGCUACGCCCCAGACCUGCCUCCUGUGAUUGAUGGGCUAAGCUUCACUAUGGAGAACAACCAGCGAGUGGGCGUUGUUGGACGUACCGGGGCCGGAAAAUCAUCGCUAACCCUGGCAUUGUUCCGCUUCCUCGAGGCCCGACAAGGGCGCAUACUCAUUGAUGGGCUGGAUAUCUCGCAAAUCAAGCUCGAAGCUUUACGCAGCCGUCUUGCCAUCAUUCCACAAGACCCAGUGCUCUUUUCGGGAACGCUGCGGUCUAAUCUGGAUCCAUUCAACGAGUAUAGUGAUGUGGAACUCUACAACGCGCUAGAACGCGUACAUCUGGUCUCGUUCGAGGAUACACUGACCCUGGCGUCGCAUUCGAGUAGCGAGCCACUGAGCGACAGCGGUACACUGCCGUCAUCCGCCAACUCGGGCACAGAGCCAGUCAAAACAAGCAACUUUUUCGCGUCACUGUCAUCAGUCGUCUCUCAGGGAGGGCUCAAUCUCUCCCAAGGCCAACGGCAACUACUUUGCCUAGCGCGGGCCAUAGUCUCCCAACCGAGGAUCAUGAUCCUGGAUGAGGCCACCUCCGCAGUGGAUAUGGAGACUGAAACUUUGAUUCAGCGGUCCAUUCGGGAAGAGUUUGGACGCAAUGCUACCUCGCUCCUUGUCAUUGCGCACCGUCUCAGCACAGUUGCGGAUUUUGAUCGAAUCCUCGUGAUGGACGCCGGAAAGGCCGUGGAGUUUGGCACACCGCAGGAGUUACUCGACAUCGAAGGAGGUGUGUUUCGAAAUCUGGUGGAGCACAGUGGAGAGCGAGCACAUCUGGAGCGAGUCAUCAAGGGAGACGAGACAGGGUCUCGAAGCCCUUAG